Molecule: messenger RNA, 475 nt
Organism: Culex quinquefasciatus (southern house mosquito)
Lineage: Eukaryota; Metazoa; Arthropoda; Insecta; Diptera; Culicidae
Exons: 2
Coding region: 52-432 (126 amino acids)
Molecular function (GO): odorant binding
Source: RefSeq, a predicted model, not a curated record
AUCAAGUGAUACAUCAGAACAAUUCAGUUCCACUGGAUGUUCCCCUGAAACAUGAAGAUCGCUCUUGUAAUUCUGGCAAUAUCCACAGUUAUUUCAUACUCCACGACCUCACCACCAACCACUCCACAACAAAUCUGCCGCGAUCGCGAGGGAGCAUCCAUCGAUGACGUCCACCAGAUGAACGAAAGUCGACCCCCGAGAACACGCGUCCAGCAGUGCUUCCUGGACUGUCUCUACCAACGGCUGGGCUAUUCCGACGGGAGGCGGUUUCUGAGCGAGGGUUUUCUACGCCAAGCCAUGCUGGGGGCAGAACAUGACGAACGUAGACGGGUGUUUAUGGUCGCGUUGGCCCGUCGAUGUGACGGAUUGGUCGGCGAGGAUCGUUGCCAGCUGGCGGCUGACAUAAGGGCGUGUAUUUUUCAGAAAAGUUGAUUUAUUGAAGAAGAAAAAUUAAAGCUUUUCCCACCCAAUCCCG